UCCUUCUGAAAAUGAUUCAAAAAUUACUUGGAUAUUAGGCCUAAACAGAGGUAGGUUUGGGGGCGUUCCUGGUUUGGUGGACAUGCCUGAUCUGGAGCCAGUCUGGAGUGAUUGACAGUGAUUGACCCGUUUGGACAAGGCCAAGAUUGUCAUUCGCUGGUCGAGUUCGAGUAGCAUACAGCAUUUUGAUUCAGUAUUGUUCUAAUUACGGCUAUUUCUCUUUAUUUGUCGGUGGAGUACGCAUUUCCCACAGACUGCUGUUCGUUAGCUUGUAAUAAGUUUACGGUUCAACGUAAUUAUUGCGUGUUUUUCGGUUAGUUGUACUAACAGACCCUCCAAAGAUUCACCCAUUUUUUUCGGUGGAGGUGGUGCAGGUCCUCCUUCAUUGCUGCGACGAGAUUGAUGCUUAGACAUCCCCAAGAUCAUUCCCACCACAGUGGAGGAGGAAGAUACGUGGUACUGCUCUUCCUUGUAGAGAGUGGUUGAAGAAAGGGAGAAGGCUCUUCCACCUCAGACUACCCCAGCCAAACCAAUAGAGAUACCAUCAACACCAAGUCGACGGCGGUACUGCGCCUGUAAGCUGUACUAACCGCCAAUAAACAAGCAGACAGUGAAGAAGAAGUGGGAAACAGGACGCUGCGUCUGAUCUGAGAACCUGCAGACUGCUCAACAUGAAUAAACCUGUUUAGCUUCUGUAACAGCCUAAACAACAGACUGUUUCUUUGUCCUACAUAUCGGCUGAGACAAACCUACAGCUGGACUUCAAUUUGGUUCAUCAAGCUCGUUGAAGUUUCUCACUUGAUCCACUCAUCAUGGUGGACUACUACCAGGUUUUAGGAGUACGGAGGGAUGCAUCUGCAGAUGACAUAAAGAAAGCGUACAGAAAGCUGGCCCUGAGGUGGCACCCUGAUAAAAACCCAGAGAAUAAGGAGGAGGCUGAGAAGAAGUUCAAAGAGCUGUCAGAGGCUUAUGAAGUCUUGUCAGAUGCCAACAAGAGGAGUAUAUAUGAUCGUUAUGGGAAAGAGGGACUAACAGGGAGCAAUGGAGGAAGAGGGAGCCAUUUCCACAAUGGAGAGCAUUUCCAUGAACAGUUCACAUUCCGCAACCCAGAAGAUGUAUUCAGGGAAUUCUUCGGUGGCAGAGACCCAUUUGCAGACUUGUUUGGUGCAGAUCCUUUUAGUGAUGAUUCUUUUUUUGGCAGUGGCCGGCAGCACCAAAGCCGGGCGAGUCGCAGCCGGACAGGUGGCUCAUUUUUCGGAGGCUUUGUUGGUUUUCCUCCCUUUGGUGCUGGCUUCUCACCUUUUGACCCAGGCUUCAGUUCUUUUGGCUCCAUGAGUACCAUGGGUCAUAUGGGUCACAUGGGUCACAUGACAACCAUGGGAGGUCUGGGAGGCGGAGGCUUCACUUCUUUCUCUUCCACCUCCUUUGGGGGAGGAGGUGGAGGAGGCAUGGGCAACUUCCGCUCUGUGUCAACCUCCACCAAGAUCAUCAAUGGCAGGAAGAUCACUACUAAAAGAAUUGUGGAGAAUGGUCAGGAGCGGGUGGAGGUGGAGGAGGACGGGCAGCUGCGUUCAUUAACCAUUAACGGUAAGGAGCAGCUGCUGCGACUGGAACACAAGUAAAGACCGGAACGUCCUCUGCUGGAGAAGUGUUACCUCAGCACAAACAUACCAACAAACUUGACCUUGAAACGGAGGGAAAAAAAAGCAACAAAACGAUGUAAUAAUAGUGCUCUACUAUUGUUUGGGUGUACAUAUUUAGGUUGUGUUUAUUUCCCCUCAUGUCCUGUCCCUGCUGACUCUCAUUUGUGAACCAACGAUUCAGAUCACAGGAUUUGGAUGCAGACUUUUCUAUGCAUUUUGUUAAUGUAUUUCUGAAUUGGAGCUUUCAUUAUAUUUUGGCUCAGGGUGGUGUUAUUGUUUCAGUGUUUGGGACCACAGUAUUGUUCUGAUGUAUAUGACCAGACACCCCCCCCCCAUACUUUCUGUAUGCACUGUGUGUCAGUCUGUGUGCCAACAGCACACACGCUUUGUUCAGAAAACAAACAAUAAUUUGCUUUUUCAUCUGAAUGUUAAAAAAAAAAGUUUAAUUUGAUUUUACAAAGUGGUUAGGAAAAAUUUAAGCAUCUUCCCUGUCUCUGUUUACUGCUUGUCUAACCUCUUCUUAGUAAUAAUUCUUUUUUAUUAAAAAAAAAAAUAGAAUACUAGUAGGAUGAGUUAUGCAAUUUUGUAUGUUCUAAUACCAUUGUGUUUUUUGUUUAUUUAAUUAUGCAUGUACACCUAUUGAUGUUGAGUCUUAAUGUUAAAUCUGCAUUAUGAUGCACAAUUAAUGGAAGGCAUUCUAUAAAUUAUAUAUGAAUAUAGAAGGAAUUUUGUGUACUUUGUAAACCAAUAAAUCUGAGUUUCAUCCUGUUUUCAGGAUGCUGAAA
Xiphias gladius (swordfish) is the source of this 2428-nucleotide messenger RNA. It is a transcript of the gene dnajb6a, whose product is annotated as DnaJ heat shock protein family (Hsp40) member B6a. The transcript is spliced from 10 exons. Gene Ontology annotation, biological process: positive regulation of proteasomal ubiquitin-dependent protein catabolic process; protein refolding. Bases 813 to 1622 code for a protein of 269 amino acids. The record is from RefSeq and is a predicted model, not a curated record. Gene Ontology annotation, cellular component: endoplasmic reticulum membrane; cytosol. Gene Ontology annotation, molecular function: ATPase activator activity; Hsp70 protein binding. Lineage: Eukaryota; Metazoa; Chordata; Actinopteri; Istiophoriformes; Xiphiidae.